AUGGAUAAAGAUCCUGAAAAUAUCAAAAGCUACAUUGACAUUGCAGCUUAUGCAUUUGGCCACAAAGGGAGAAUUAUUGCUUCUCUUUUCACUUGUUUAGAGCUUUACUUUGUUGCCACAGGCCUUUUAAUUUUGGAAGGAGACAAUUUACACAAGCUGUCGCCACACUUUGCCUUGAAGAUUGGGGGACUUACUGUGGACGGGAGGCAUGCUUUUGUUGUUCUUUCAGGUUUCAUGAUCUUGCCCUCUAUGUGUUUGAAUGAUCUGAGUGUUUUGUCUUAUGUUUCUGCUGGUGGGGUGCUCUCUUCUUUGAUUGUCGUUGUAUGUGUUUUCUGCGUUGGUGCGACGAAGAGUGUUGGAUUCCAUGGCAAGGGAAGGCUCUUUAAUUUGAAUGGAUUGCCAAAUGCGGUUAGCUUGUACACUUUCUGCUAUGGUGCUCAUGCUACUUUCCCUCCUAUCUACAAUUCCAUGAGAAAGAAGAAGCAGUUCCCCAUGGUCUUAUUGUUAAGCUUCAUAAUCUGUACCAUCACCUAUCUCGCAAUGGCAAUAUUGGGAUACCUUAUAUAUGGACAAAACGUUCAAUCCCAAGUAACAUUAAAUCUUCCUACUGAAAAGGUUAGUGCAAAGGUUGCAAUAUACACCGUCUUGGCAGGUCCCAUAGCCAAAUAUGCAUUAACAGUGAUGCCGAUUUCGACUGCAAUCGAAAGCCGCUUGCCGGCAAAUUACCAAGACAGCAAGUCAAUAAGUCUUAUCAUCAGAAUGGCUUUACUAUUAAGCACUGUGGUUUUGGCCGCUGUGUUUCCAUCUUUUCAGUCUGUGGCAUCUCUCAGUGGAGCUUUUCUUAUAGUGGUGGUUUCCUUUUUGCUUCCUUGUGUUUGUUACUUGAAAAUGUUUCAAGUUUACAAGAAUUGGGGUUUUGAGCUAGCAGGCAUUGUUGUCAUAACGUUAAUGGCGGUUUUGGUUGGAAUUUUGGGUACAUAUUCAUCUAUUGCUCAAACUGUAAAGAAUGUUUAG
Pistacia vera is the source of this 1014-nucleotide messenger RNA. RefSeq names its product amino acid transporter AVT1I-like. The record is from RefSeq and is a predicted model, not a curated record. Gene Ontology annotation, biological process: amino acid transmembrane transport. Gene Ontology annotation, cellular component: vacuolar membrane. Gene Ontology annotation, molecular function: amino acid transmembrane transporter activity. The coding region runs from base 1 to 1014 and encodes 337 amino acids. Lineage: Eukaryota; Viridiplantae; Streptophyta; Magnoliopsida; Sapindales; Anacardiaceae. The transcript is spliced from 2 exons.